Malassezia sympodialis ATCC 42132 is the source of this 1533-nucleotide messenger RNA. RefSeq lists its product as uncharacterized. Lineage: Eukaryota; Fungi; Basidiomycota; Malasseziomycetes; Malasseziales; Malasseziaceae. The record is from RefSeq and is a predicted model, not a curated record. Gene Ontology annotation, cellular component: membrane. Gene Ontology annotation, biological process: amino acid transmembrane transport. Gene Ontology annotation, molecular function: L-amino acid transmembrane transporter activity.
AUGGAAACGCUGGGGCCGUCGCCAGCGCCAGGGCAGAAGCGCACGUUCGUGUCGCGUUUCUUCCCGAAUAGCGAUACCAACUAUAUCCGGAGAUACAAGUUCCUGGAGGAGCCUGAGCCCUCCGAGACCGCCGCGUCGGGAACGCCACCCCCCGACGCCGCCAGCGACCCUGCCGAAAAGCAUGUCCACAAGGCGCAGCUCGAGGAUGGUAUGGUCGAGCAGGUGAAUGGGCCGUAUCGCGGCGAGAUUGCAAAGCCCGUCCAGCGGUCGCUCGGCUUCUUUGGUGCCUUUUUCAACAUGAUCGCCUACUCGAUCGCGCUCGGUAUUUUGAGUAUUCCGAUGGUCGUGGCGACGAUCGGUAUGGUGCCGUUCGUGCUGCUGUGCUGCCUGUUCUCGUUCCUGACGUGGUACAUCGGCUACAACUACUGGCGCAUCGCGAUGAUGUACCCGGGCGUGCAAAACCUGCAGCAGGUCGGCGAGCUGAUCUUCGGGCCGAUCGGCGGCGUCAUCUUUGCGACGUUCCAGGCCAUCUUCAGCGUCUUCUUGCAGGGCAACCACGUCCUGCUGGGCGGCUACGCGUUCUACUACCUCGGCUGGGACGCGUGCAUGAUCGUGAUGGUGCUUGUCUUUACGAUCAUCUCGUUCGUGUUCACGCUGCCGCGCUCGUACCGCCUGUUUUCCGCGUUUGCGGCCAUCUCGUUCACGUCGAUCUUUACGGUGGUCAUCAUCGCGAUGAUCGCAAGCGGUGUCUCCGGCCCCCAGAACCGUGACCCGUCCGAGCCGCCCAAGGCCGUCCACGCGUUCGGCGCGUCGCGGCGUAUUCCCCACAGCUUCCUCGACGGUGUGCUUGGCACGACGAACGUGUUUGUGAGCUUUGGUGCGAUUCCCGCGUACCUCCCGGUGGUCGCCGAGAUGAAGCGGCCACAGGACUUCCACUACAGCCUCAUCAUGCUGGUCGCCGUGUCGUUCGUCAUGUACGUCAUCGUGGGGUGCAUCAUGAACUACAACCUCGGGCAGUUCACGACGUCGCCCUCGCUCGGCAGCCUGACCACGGUCAUGAUCAAGGUGUCCUACGGCCUGGCCCUGCCGACGAUCCUCGUCGCCGGCUGCGCGAGUGGCCAGGUCACCGGCAAGAUGUUCAUGAUCAACGUGUUCUCCGGCGCCCGCCGCCGCUUCCUCGACAACAAGGUCGUCACCUGGACCGUGUGGAUCGUCAUUAACAUCAUCUCGUGGGCCCUGGCCUUCGUCCUCGCCGAGGUCAUUCCCUUCUUCAGCACAUUCCUUGGCCUUGAAGCCUCGCUCUUCUGGAGCGUCUUCUUCUUCUUUGCGCCCAUGUUCUACCUGUGGCGCCACCAGUUCGACUACUGGAACCACUGGCGGAACCGCCUCGGCACCAUCGUCGCCCUCGUCAUGAUCGGCAUGGCCGGCUUCUUCAUGAUCGCCGGUACGUGGGCCUCCGCCGUGUCGAUCCGUGAUCUGUACAAAACCGGCAACGUCGGAAGCCCCUUCUCGUGCGAGAUGCCCAGCUCAUAG